Rubroshorea leprosula is the source of this 723-nucleotide messenger RNA. The record is from the annotation of a GenBank genome assembly. Lineage: Eukaryota; Viridiplantae; Streptophyta; Magnoliopsida; Malvales; Dipterocarpaceae.
UAAUAUGGUCGACCAAAGCAUGUUAUUCAAAGCUAUAUUAUCGGUUACAUAAAGGUGGCUUUUACAACCGUUGAUCGGUAACAACUAAUUUUUAAAUUUAAACAAGGGAAGGAGUUGGCGAAACUAAAGCACACUUGUUUCACACUUGCUUGCUCUUCACCAAAACCACCAAUGAAUUCUUGUUUUUGAAUUCAGGAUUUUGAAGAGACUUCAACACAAAUGCAUUGUAACAAAUCUAACCCAAAGCUCCGAGCUCCUGACAACAUUUAUCGGUUACAGUUCUAGUCUUGAAUAUGCUGUCAAAAACCUCAAGCGCACAUUCUGCAACCAUCUUAGUUUCACAGCCAUACUUUUUAAUGGUGAAGCCAGGAUCCUACACAACGAUAACCGCUCUAGUUGCGAUAGACAAAACUAGCAGCACCGAAUAAAUACUGAACUUCACCAUGGUGCUAAAGGAUACUAACUACUCCCUUUUCUUCUUCUCUCCCUCUUGAGAAACCUUAGCACAAAGAGUGACAAGCAAGGAUAGUUCAAUUUAUACGUGGAGGACAAAUGUUUGAAAUGGAUUUACAAGUUUUAACGUAAUAGCAUUACUCUCAGUGAAUUGAUUACUCUUUUUGUAAACACCAAAUUUAAUUAAUUACCACGGUGACACAUAAACUGUAAUCUCCCUUUCAUUGGCCUUUCGUCUUGGAUUUUAAACAAUAAAUUAUGUUCCAUUUU